Molecule: messenger RNA, 825 nt
Organism: Rotaria sp. Silwood1
Lineage: Eukaryota; Metazoa; Rotifera; Eurotatoria; Philodinida; Philodinidae
Source: the annotation of a GenBank genome assembly
AUGAUGCGUCUUAUCAUAUUUUUCUUCCUUGUUUUUAUUUGCGAGCAAGGAAGUGCAACGAUAUACCAAUGUAAUACAAAUACUUCAUGUGGAUGCUCAACUUCAUUAACUCUUAUAUCACGUAUUAUUGGUGGUGAAUCUGCAGUUCGACAAUCUUGGUCAUGGGCUGUUUCCAUUCGUACUUCUGGAGAACAUCGUUGUGGAGGAACCAUUCUUUCACCAUCAUUCAUUAUUACUGCUGCUCAUUGUUUCGAAUACAUAACUGAUUUAAAAAGUGUCACUAUUCUUGCUGGAUCCUUAACUUUAAAACCUUCAUCAAAUAAUUCAUCUCAAGUUCGUUCAAUCGCUAAACUCUACAGACAUCCUCGUUUUGAUCCUAGUUCAAAUCGAAAUGAUGUGGCUCUUCUUCGCUUAUCUAGUCCAUUCAAUAUGAGACAUGGAAAUAUCAAAUCAAUCUGUUUACCCUCUGGUACUGUUUCUCAACCACCAGACAAUAUUAAUAUGAUUGCAAUAGGUUGGGGUAUUACAUCAAUCUCGUCAGAUAAAAGUUCUUCAACUCUUCGUCAAGUUACAUUAAAAUCCGUAUCACUUACAUACAGUGGAUGUAAACCUCUUAUUUUUGAUAGUAAACUGCAAUUUUGUGCUGGAAUAAUAACAGGUGGCAAAGAUACUUGUCUAGGUGAUAGUGGUGGACCAUUAAUGGCAUUUGUUAAUAAUAUUUGGCAACUUCAUGGUAUCACAUCCUAUGGAAAUGGAUGUGCAUUGCCUGAGUAUCCAGGAGUUUACACUCGAAUCAGUUACUAUCAAACACCAAAAAAUACUUAA